Messenger RNA from Prunus mume (Japanese apricot), 5498 nucleotides. The record is from RefSeq and is a predicted model, not a curated record. NCBI's taxonomy places the organism in Eukaryota, Viridiplantae, Streptophyta, Magnoliopsida, Rosales, Rosaceae.
UCUCAACAUUCAUUGCGUCCUCAAUUUUGCUCUAGUUUUCUAACCCAAACUAAGCGUUCUGUUCUCUGUCUCGAGCAACACUGAAGGAAAAUAUGGCAGCAGAGUUUCUUACUUUUGGUGCUGAGGGAAUUCUGACGAGGGUGGCUUCACUUGCAGAGCAAGAACUCAGUCUUCUCUGGGGAUUCAAAGGAGAGCUAACAAGUCUGCGAGGCUCGUUAUCGAAGCUUCAAGCUAUGCUGCGAGAUGUUCAAAGUCCACAAGUUCGGGGUGAGAGGGUGGAGAUGUGGGUGAAGGAUCUUGAAGACAUAGCUCAUGAAGCUGAUGAUGUGUUGGAUGAAUAUGAAUAUGAACUUCUUCGGCGGAAAGUGGAGAUCCAAAACCAGAUCAAGAAAAAGGUGCUCAACUUCUUUUCACGCCAUAAUCCCAUCGCAUUUCGUCUCGAAAUGGCACAUAAAAUUCAGAACAUCAAUGCAUCUUUGGCAAAACUGAACAAUGAGGCAGCUAGUAUUGGGCUGGUUGCUAGAUCGACGUUCGUCAAUGCAACCUCUCAUGAUAUUGGAGGUCUUGAUAGGGAAACGGUCUCAAGCUUUGAUCAAGAUGAAAAGUACAUGGUUGGAAGGAAGGAGGUUGAGUCGGAGAUAGUUACAACCUUGAUCAACUCUGGUAAGAACCAAGAGAAUUGUCUUUCUGUUAUGGCCAUUGAGGGGAUGGGAGGCCUGGGGAAGACAUUUUUGGCUAAAUCCAUAUAUAAUAAUCCUGAGAUAGGUAGACACUUUGAUAAAAAAAUAUGGGUAUGUGUAUCUACUCCUUUUGAAGUCAAGAAGAUCUUAAGCGGGAUCUUGGAAUAUCUUAAACCAGAAAAAGCUGGGAUAAAAGGUAAAGCAGCAAUAUGUGAAAACCUGCAAGAAUAUUUGAAAGGGAAGACAUAUCUUCUCGUGCUUGACGAUGUUUGGAACGACGAUCCUAACAAAUGGGACGAUUUGAUGAAUUGCUUGUUGAAUGCUACAAGCACUAAAGCAAGCAAAAUCCUUGUCACUACCCGCAAUGUGAGUGUUUCAUCAAUUGUACAAACACUUCCUACAUGUGUUCUGAGAAAACUAUCGGAGGAUGAAUGCUGGCGCAUAUUGAAGUAUAAAGCGUUUCCAGAUGCGAGUGCUGUUUUGACUGAAGAUCAAGAGAGAAUUGGAAGGGAGAUUGCCAAAAAGUGUGCAGGUGUACCAUUGGUGGCAAAGGUUUUGGGAAAUAUGAUGCGUUCCAAAGAUACUGAUGGAUGGCGGUCAAUUCUAGAAAAUGGAAUAUGGGAUUUACCGGAAGGAGAAGAAAGAAUCUUGUCGGUUUUGAAGUUGAGUUUUGAUGAAUUGAAACCACCAUCUUUGAAACAAUGUUUUGCAUAUUGCUCAAUGUUUGUCAAAGAUUUCCAAAUUGAAAAGGAUGACUUGAUCAACCUUUGGAUGGCUCAAGGAUUGCUUUACCCUUCUCCUCCCAACAGACGUAAUCUAGAGAUGGAGGAUAUAGGAAAUGAAUAUUUUAAUAUUCUAUUGCACAACUCUUUCUUUCAAGAUGUUCAAAAGUAUGAUGAUGGUAGAUUUAUAAUGUGCAAGAUGCACGACCUUGUGCAUGAUCUCGCAGAACAUGUGUCAAAACGGAACAACAAUAACUUCAAUGAGACUCGACAUAUGACACAUAUUCCUACCUCAGUGCUGCAAGGAGUUCUAGAAAGAAGUGCUCAUAAAUUGCGCUCACUUUUCUUGGAUGUUGAAGGUCUUGGUGAUAUCUUACCGAACUUUAGAGGUUUGCGUGUCUUAAAUUUAUCUAAUGCUGAUAUUGAGGAGUUGCCCAUUUCAAUUGGAAAGUUGAAACACUUGAGGUAUUUGGAUGUUUCCUAUACAAAGAUCAAGGUACUACCCAAAUCCAUUGGAAAGCUUUAUAAUCUACAAACACUAAGAAUGUACAUGGCUAAGCUCGAAGAGUAUCCAAAGGAACUGCAAAAUUUGAUAAACUUGAGACAUGUUUAUUUUAAUCAGGAUGGUAUGAAAUUUCCAGCUGGGAUAGGGCGAUUGACUAAUCUCCGAACAUUAAAUUGUUUUGUGGUGGGUAAGGAGACAGGUCGUGGAAUAGAGGAGUUGGCUGGCUUAAACCUGUUAAAAGGUGGAUUAUCUAUCUAUAACCUAGAGCAUGUGAGAGAUGGAGAAGAAGCCAAGAAAGCAAAAUUAGUGGAGAAGGCAAACAUACGCAAGUUAAACUUUGCAUGGGAGCACGACAGGUCAAGCAUCAUCAAUGAUGAAGAGGUACUAGAAGGCCUUCAACCACACCCUAGUAACCUGGAAGCUUUAAGGUUUUCCAACUUCAUGGGCGAUAAAUGUCCAUCAUGGAUCAUGAGUAGUUCGUUUCCUGCAUUGAAAAGGUUAUCUAUUUCUAAUGCCAGGAACCUAACUGAAUGGUCGGAAAGUGGGAUACUGGUGUUUCCUUGCCUCGAGAAGCUGCUUUUGUGGAAUUGUGAUAAAUUGAGAAGUGCUCCCAGCAAUUUCCCAUAUCUCAAGGAGUUGGAGAUACAUUCCAUGGGUAGCGGCAUGCCAAUAGCAAACAUAAGCAAUAAGCUGACCACUCUUACUUCCCUCACAAUAAGUAAGAUAAGCGGACUUGUUUCUCUGCCAGAAGGAAUGCUAAAAAACAACAAGAAACUUGCAUACUUGGAGAUAAAAGAUUGUCAGGAGCUAACUCGUAUUGCUCCUGAUGUAGUUGGCUCUUGCGCAUUUCUUGAGUCAGUGCGUAUUUCCAAGUGUCCUAUUCUUGCUUAUUUGCCUGAUGGGCUACUCACAACAUCUCUUAAGAACCUGACUGUACAAGAUUGCAAUAGUCUACAGUUGAUUCCAGUUACACACGGCCUCUCAUCCCUCUGCAAAUUAAAGAUUACACGCUGUCCGGAGUUGUCAAGUCUACCAAGUGGGUUAGAUUAUUGUACCUCCCUUCAGGAGUUGACAAUAUCGAAUUGUGAUAUGCUAACAUCUGCUUUGAUUCAUAGCCUCUCAUCCCUCCGAAAGUUGUCUAUAUUUGGUUGCAACAGGAGUCCAGAUUAUGUUCCAAGUUUACUUGGCUUCACAUGCCUUCGUGAAUUGAGAAUCGAAGAUUCCCCUGGAUUGACAAGUCUGCCAGUAAGGCUGGAAUCCUGUUCUUCUCUUGAGGUGUUGAUAAUAAGCAAGUUGCCAAAUGUAGAAUCUAUUCCAAGUUUAGACAACCUCACAAACCUCCAUGUAUUGAGGAUAUUUUCUUGCGAUGGAUUGAAAAGUCUACCCAAUGGAUUAGCAAUAACAUCAUGCCUCAUGGACUUGAAGAUAUUGGAAUUCGGUGGUUUUUGGAAGGAGCUAGAUUCAUUCCCUGCUUUUCAGGUUAUAUCACAACUUGAAACAUUAUCGUUAUGGGGUUGGCCUAAGCUCAAGUCUCUGCCCGAACAAAUUCAACACUUGACUUCUCUAACAGAUCUCAGUGUGCAAUGCUUUGACGAAAUGGAGGCUCUUCCAGAGUGGUUGAGAAACCUUACAUCUCUUAAGUACCUGGAGAUACGUCGUUGCAAGAAUAUGAUGUAUCUACCUACACUAGAAGCUAUGCAAUGUCUCACCAAAUUAAAUUUCAUAGUAAUUGAUGAUUGUCCCCUUCUAAAAGAGAGAUGCAACAAGGAGAGCGGCUCAGAGUGGCCCAAGAUUUCUCACAUUCCACGAAUAUAUGUUGACGACGUACGGUUGUAGCGCCAAAUUCAAUAGUCUAAGAUGCGAAAUAGUUGAAAGUGGUGUGAAUUGUUGUUGAGAAAAUGAUUAAACUCAAGUGAGUGAGUCUGCUUCUAAAGGUGGUGUGUGGAGUGUUGAUUGAAGCUGCAUAUAUGCUACACAUCAUCGCCAUUGAAGAAAGGUGUCCCUUCCCUACAGCCUACAGGGUCUAUUGUUAUUUUGGCAUAAUUUGGAGGUGGGUUUUUUAUUUGUUACCUGAAGAAGCAUUUUUUGUAAUGGGAGCAAACAGAGUCCAGCUUUAUAGGAUUUAUUCUUUAUGGAAAAAGUGAGUAAGCUUGUUGGUUGUGAAGGUAUUCAAAAGCACUACAAUUUCUACAGAUAUUCCAGUGACUGAUGGGGGCGUAAAUCCAACACAACUCAAAUGAUCACAAAAUCAAGACAGAAGUCACAGGCUGCUCAAAUUUUGUGUGCGGAUCAGAAUCGUUUGUAGUUGGAAUAUUUUGGUAAUAUCCUUCUAUUGGUGUCCAGAAAACUAUAAAUUUAUUCAAAUUUUAGCAUGGGUGUCCAAAGAUGGAUUUUGGGUGCAAGCCCAACAGCCCAAGAACCAGCAACCAAGUCCAACUUAGCCUAUUGCUCCACUCUACCCCAACACCCCUCUUUCUCUUUCCUUUUUUUAUUUUAUUUUUAUUUAUUUCAUGUAUAUGUAACAUAUGAUCUUUCUUUGGUCAAAUGUAACAUAUGAUCAUACUGUUAAGAAUGUAACAUAUGAUCUUUUUUUAAGAAUGUUCAACUCAAGUGUACUGCUAUGCAACAAAAUCAAAAGCCCUUUUUAUUUAUUUUAUAAAUGUUGAAGCUUGGAAAUGUUACUAUCAAUCACAGAUCAUUGUAUUUGCUUCUGUUUUCCACUCAUUUAAUUACCUAAUUACCUGUUUUAAGCUUGGAAAUGCUAAUACUAGUGGUGUAGUGCAGGACAAGGUACAGAGCAACAUUGGUGCACAAGCUGGCGGCAGCAGUUCAAGGUGCCGCUUCAGAGGGGGCUGAGGGGGCGAAGGAACGAAGCAUUCAACAGGCUAAGAAUUCCUCCGGUGGCGCACUCCCACGUUUCACAUUGAAGACCGUAUUGCUUUGCUCUUCUUCUUCUCCGUGUUGGGGGGGGUUCUACCCUCUUUACAAUGCAGUUUUCACAUUUCCCCAGGAAAGAAGAAUGCUGAUAAAAGAACGGUCAUCAGGAUCAGGAAUGUACCGGCUUUCGUCCUACUUCCUAGCAAGAACAGUUGGAGACCUGCCACUCCCAACAGCAUUUGUAGUAAUAAUUUAUUGGAUGGGAGGGCUUAAACCUGAUCCCUUCACUUUCAUCCUCUUCCUGCUGGUGGUUCUUUACAACGUCCUUGUGUCCCAGAGUCUUGGCUUAGCCACUGGAGCCAUUCUCUGAUGGACAUAAAGCAAGCCACUAAUUUGGCAUCUAUUACAACACUUGUUUUCCUCAUCGCCGGCGGAUACUACAUUCAACAGAUUCCUGCCUUCAUUGUCUGGUUAAAGUACUUGAGCUACGUACAGCUACUACUGUUACAAGUUUGUGACAUUUUAGAUUAGAUUAAUCACAAUUUGUUAAGGGACUUUGCAUGGGUCUAUUAGGAAUUUGAGUUAUUUCCUCGUUGCGAAUUGAUGUUGCGGUGAAGAACUUCAACUUCGACUUCCUUCAAAUUCUAGUACUUGGUACUUUUCAUUUUUGUUACACCCUUAAAUUAAGUUUUUCUUUUCUUUUCUAAGCACUCA